GCGCGCGAGCUUAGGAAGGGCAGCCAUUUGGAGGCUGGUCGGCGUAGGCGACGGAGGUCUCUCUUCUGCUCUUAGUGUCUUUGUCCUGCGGAGAGAGAGUCAGGAAGCGGGCCGCCAUGUCGUUUCGCCAGCGGAGCCCCUUAGGAGGCCGCUCCCAAAGCAGACCACCAGCUCGUUGGACUCAAGGAAGGAAGCGUGGUGCAGAUGGAAAUCACAGAGGCAGAUAUGAUUCAAGCUUGCCCACUGAUGAUGAUGAUGAAGAUACAUUUACACUGCUAGACAGCAGGCCAGAUAGUUUCACAACACCAGAAGGACAUAAACCCCGUUCAAGGUGUUCGGAUUGGGGAACUGCAGUUGAAGAAGAUGAAAUGAGGACUAAUGUUAAUAAAGAAAUGGCAAGAUAUAAAAGAAAACUCUUGAUAAAUGAAUUUGGAAGAGAGCGAAAACUGUCUACUGGAAGUUCUGAUUCAAAGGAGUCCACAGCACCAGUAGAACUUGAGACUGAUGAAGCUGUUCUGAUGCGGAGACAGAAACAAAUAAAUUAUGGGAAGAACACAUUGGCAUAUGACAGAUACAUUCGAGAAGUUCCAAGGUGUCUUCGAGUUCCUGGGGUCCAUCCAAGGACUCCAAAUAAAUUUAAGAAAUACAGUCGGCGAUCCUGGGACCAACAAAUCAGACUGUGGAAGGUUGCUUUGCAUUUUUGGGAUCCUCCUGCUGAAGAAGGCUCUGAUACACAGAUAAUUAGUCCUGUCGAUCUUGGUGAUAUGGAAACGGAAUCAGUAGGAAGUAAUUCUACCGGGUCACAAGCAAGCUCUCAGGAUAAUGAUCCCCUCCCCCCUUUACAUCUACAUGCACAUGUUGGGGCCUUCCAAGAACAGAAACCGGGAUCCUCUGGCGAAGGGGAAACUGAAAGGGGUUCCACCAGCCCAGGAGCUUUGCCUUUGGCAACAGCAAAGGAAAGUUGUACUUUCACACCCACCAAAGUAAGAAAUAUUGACCACUUGGCUGAUGAUGAAUUCAAGUUGGAGGCGUGUUAGAUUGUGACACUGCAUGGCUAUGAGUAUGCAUUAUGCGGGCUCCUGUUCAAGGAAUGAACAUCUUUAAUUACAUAAUCUCAAAGACAAAUCCGAAAUCUUUAGUAAUUCAGAAAAAUGGAAAAUGUCAGCCGUACAUCGUAAUCCAAAUUUCUCCUUUCAUGAAGUAUACAAAUUGUGUUAAAUAUAAUUGGUUGCCUGUCCUAAUGCACAACAAAUGGUUUGAUAAGCUGUUUUUAGUUCAGAGGAUUAGACCAGUCAGACUAUGUUGCCAAGCUUUUACGAGUCUGGGAAACAUUUAUAAGAAAUCCAUGCUAUAAGUGGUCAUGUGAUGACUCUUAUUCACUGAACAGGAAUAUGAUUGCCAGGGAGCAAUAAUUCUCCAUGCUGUCAUGUAAGGUAUAUUAUAAACGCCUACUCAACAGUAAGACAGUGGCAUUUUAUGUUCCCUCAGUCCAUGUUUUCUUCAUAUUUUGUCAAGUAUGUUCCAAUAACCAUAAGAUGAGUAUAGGCAAGCUUCUUUCUUUGAGAAAGAGUUCUGACCUAAAUUUCAGGUCUGCUUUAUCGAGGCAGCUCUCAAAGUUGUAUUUUAAAUUGAUAUUUGUAAAUAGUUAUGCACAGAAACUUAGUUAGCUUUUUAAGAAGAAUUAACAGAAUUUGAGACUUUUCUAUUGUUUUUAUUCUUUCUUAAUGUAAAUUUACAGAAUUUUUAGUAAAAUAAGUAGUUGCUGGUUUUGUAUGGUAUAAGGCAUAAAUAAAGCAAGAACAUCUUAAAUUGUA
Sceloporus undulatus (fence lizard) is the source of this 1814-nucleotide messenger RNA. RefSeq names its product stem-loop binding protein (gene SLBP). The transcript is spliced from 9 exons. Bases 117 to 1037 code for a protein of 306 amino acids. Lineage: Eukaryota; Metazoa; Chordata; Lepidosauria; Squamata; Phrynosomatidae. Gene Ontology annotation, biological process: mRNA transport; mRNA 3'-end processing by stem-loop binding and cleavage. Gene Ontology annotation, cellular component: cytoplasm; histone pre-mRNA 3'end processing complex. The record is from RefSeq and is a predicted model, not a curated record. Gene Ontology annotation, molecular function: mRNA binding; histone pre-mRNA stem-loop binding.